Messenger RNA from Chara braunii, 1861 nucleotides. Lineage: Eukaryota; Viridiplantae; Streptophyta; Charophyceae; Charales; Characeae. The record is from the annotation of a GenBank genome assembly.
UGAGUCCAAUGUACCGUUUUUUUUUUUUUCUUCGGCGGACUCGAUCAAUCCUUGCGUUAUCCCUGGUCGCUCUUCGGCCGUUCUCGUGUGUUGCUAUGACCGCGAGGAAGGAGGUAUUUGAUGCUUGAUAUCGUUCAGAGGGAGGUGUAUUUUUUUCUGAGGGUCUCGCCGUUUGUCAUCAGCCACUGGAAUGUGUGCUGGAUAUCAUUCAGAGUGACGCUCACUACUUUUUCUGUGUCUCUCAUUGUCACAAGUGGUGAGGCGGAUGGUUGCUGUUGCUGCAGAAGUUGCAAAAAAUGUUCUCGAAGGAAUGCGGCGAGAGUUAGUGAGGUGCAUGAGAGCAGUAUCAGAGAACCGUUCCGCUGAGGUGAACUGGUCCAAAAAGUGGGCAGAACUCCUCUCCCAGAAGUGAGACAAAGGUUUUGGACCAUGGUGAACUGGUCCAGAAAAUGGGAAGAACUCCUCACAGAAACGAGAUGAAGGUUUGAAAGCCGAUCCGGCAAGACCGGCAGCGUUCAGGCGGAAAGCAGGAGCCACCCGUCGUUGACAUGUCGCGACGGCCAAACUCUGUCCACUGGUGGGCCUGCUGCGACUAAGCAACGAGCAAGUGAGAAAUCAAGCUAAUGAGGUCGCCUUAUUCAUGCGGUGGGACAGUGAGUGACCGAUACCCCUCCAUUUAAACUACCACAACGUGGAGGACCUCCUCUCUCCUGUAGCAGUGAAUACAAUAGGCCUGGAUUUUCGGCUGCGGAACUUGCAGAUAUCGGUCUGUCCCUGGCCUAGUUAGGCUCAGCUGGUCAGGUCUGGAGGUGGUGGUAGUUAGAGUGAGAGGGGUUUAGAGUCAGACUGUGGGGUUCGCAUAAUGCAUGAGCUGACAUGACUGAUGGGUGUGUGACAGUCCGUAGGAGGCUCCGAAGGCCCACCCAACGGCGACAUGCCUAUCGGCACCCCUGCUAUGAUGAUUACAGCAAGUCUAACUAAUAGGGGCUAUGUGUCCCCUAUGCCCCUCCAAUGAGGAUCUCAAUGCAGAAGUUUGUAUUCACCCAUUUACGCAUGUGGAUAUGGCAUUUCAACCAUUUGAUUGGAUGGCGGAGAAGGAGAAGGAGAGGGAGAAGGAGAAGGAGAGGGAGAAGGAGAAGGAGAGGGAGAAGGAGAAGGAGAGGGAGAAGGAGAGGGAGAGGGAGAGGGAGAAGGAGAGGGAGAGGGAGUAGUUUGUAGCCAACCUAAUUGUUGUCAUGGCUUCUUGUGUGGGUGCAGUCAGCUGUACCAAUACUCACUCGAAGGAAAUCUUGGUAAGUCCUGCUGUAUGUUUGAAGGCAGACAGGCGGCUGACGUCAACGAUAUUCAGGCAUAUUGUCUGAUCUUUGCAGCGAUUAUUUUUGUUUUCUCACCUGAAUGAAUGUGUGAUAUGGGCAGAGCAGAGCUUCUCUCUUCACUGAGUCUUCAGUGCUGUGAGGUGAGUGAAGGGUAAUUCAAUGUUUCGUUUUGCGCUUUCCGAAAAAAAAAAAAAAAAAAAGCGAAAAAAAAAGAGGAAUGUUUAUGCACAAAAAAAAAAAAAAAAAUCGGUGAAAAGGGGUUAUGAACCUGAUGCCUUGCCUGGCUAGCAGAGAACGAAUCCAUUGGUCCUCUUUUGUGUCUUCUUAUGGGUUUGUUAACUUUGUUUUCUUUUCAUUCUAUUCGUCUGACAGUAUGUGGAUUCGAACUUGGGUCUGUAUUUCAACAGUUCGAAGGGUGUUAAACUGAGCCAGGCCCAUUGGUAUAUGGGUUUGUUUUCUUAUGGGUUCUUUUUUUUUUCCAAAUAAUGUAUGCUGUAGUACUGCAUCUACUGAUAUAUUGAUGAUAAUAAAUACAUAUUGACGAG